Dunckerocampus dactyliophorus (ringed pipefish) is the source of this 1660-nucleotide messenger RNA. Its product is annotated as L-lactate dehydrogenase B chain. Gene Ontology annotation, molecular function: L-lactate dehydrogenase (NAD+) activity. Gene Ontology annotation, cellular component: cytoplasm. Bases 174 to 1181 code for a protein of 335 amino acids. The record is from RefSeq and is a predicted model, not a curated record. The transcript is spliced from 8 exons. Gene Ontology annotation, biological process: carboxylic acid metabolic process. Lineage: Eukaryota; Metazoa; Chordata; Actinopteri; Syngnathiformes; Syngnathidae.
ACAUGCACGCGCACAUACACUCGCACACAUACAAAGCCCCAAUCUGUCACGUAUGAUCUUCAUCCUCCUCCUCCUCCUGUCUCUCUCCAGUUCUCCAGCAGCCUCCUCGCUGACUCCCCACCUGCUUCUGUCCAGGACCAGAUUUCACGGAUAAAAUCCACAAGAACACUUCUAUGAUGUCGUCGGUCCUACAGAAGUUGAUCAGCCCUCUGCCUGGUAGUUCCACUGAGCCCCCCAGGAACAAAGUGACGGUGGUGGGGGUGGGCCAAGUGGGUAUGGCCUGUGCGAUCAGCAUCCUCCUGCGGGAUCUGUGUGAUGAGCUGGCUUUGGUGGACGUGAUGGAGGAUCGUCUGAAGGGAGAGGUGAUGGACCUGCAGCAUGGCAGCCUUUUCCUUAAGACCUCCAAGAUUGUUGCAGACAAAGACUACGCAGUGACGGCCAACUCUCGCUUGGUCGUGGUGACAGCCGGAGUCCGUCAGCAGGAGGGCGAGAGCCGCCUCAACCUGGUACAGAGAAACGUCAAUGUCUUCAAGUCCAUCAUCCCUCAGAUAAUUAAGUACAGCCCACAGUGCACUCUCAUCGUUGUCUCCAACCCUGUGGACAUACUGACUUAUGUGACGUGGAAGCUGAGCGGCCUGCCCAAGCAUCGCGUCAUUGGCAGCGGCACCAACCUGGACUCGGCUCGCUUUCGCUUCAUGAUGGCCGAGCGCCUCGGCAUCCACGCCAGCUCCUUCAACGGAUGGGUCCUGGGCGAGCACGGGGACACCAGCGUGCCUGUGUGGAGUGGCGCAAAUGUCGCUGGGGUCAACUUGCAAAAACUGAAUGCUGAUAUCGGCACUGAUGCUGAUAAAGAACAAUGGAAUGCCACACAUAAGGCUGUGGUUGACAGUGCCUAUGAGGUGAUAAAGCUGAAGGGUUACACCAACUGGGCCAUCGGCUUGAGCGUGGCCGACCUGACCGAGAGCAUCGUCAAGAACAUGAGUCGUGUCCACCCUGUUUCCACCAUGGUCAAGGGCAUGCAUGGCAUUGGGGAGGAGGUCUUCCUGUCCCUGCCGUGCGUGCUGAACAGCAGCGGCGUGAGCAGCGUCAUCAAUGUCAGCCUGACGGAGGCCGAAGUUGCCCAGCUGAAGAAGAGCGCCGACACUCUGUGGGGCAUCCAGAAGGGCCUCAAGGACGUGUAAGCUUCAGAAGUAGGCCGCCAUGAUCCAGAGAUGCCAGUCAACAUGCACAAUUUUAUCAUUUCAUGUCAUUCCUCUGUGUCGGACUUUGAUCAUUCUGUUCACGCACAACGCCGGUGUUUUUCAAUCACGACACGAUGAAGUGUUAAGCACAUUUUCUCCUAAGCUGUGAGUAAAUUGAAGUGUUUUUGUCGGUUUUUGUGUUUUUGAUUGUUUCCGCUGUUUUACGCCAGAUUCAAGCACAACCAAAAUGUUUGUUCGUCUGUGUAUUUCAUCAAAUUCCCAUACUCAAUGUGAAAGAAAUAGAGAACCUGAUGUAUCCGGAGGGAACCCAAACUGUUUUCCUCUUGCCUUUGUGUCUUAUGAAGCAGUUUUUCCAGAGCACAUUUAGGUUAGUACAAAAGACCUUGAGAGCGCACAAGUUGUAAGUGUCUGAUUCUGUGAUAGAAGCACUUAAUAAAUGAAUUCAACCACCUGACAAA